This is a messenger RNA of Labeo rohita (rohu), 1453 nucleotides long. RefSeq names its product putative ferric-chelate reductase 1. Bases 140 to 733 code for a protein of 197 amino acids. Lineage: Eukaryota; Metazoa; Chordata; Actinopteri; Cypriniformes; Cyprinidae. The transcript has 5 exons. Gene Ontology annotation, molecular function: oxidoreductase activity, acting on metal ions. The record is from RefSeq and is a predicted model, not a curated record.
UAUAAAGAUGUUUUUCAGGCUGCCCUUUAUUUACCUUCCUGGUAUCAAGCACAUAUAAAACUCUCUUGUUCCUGACGCAGCUCAGCUGUAGUGACAUUUUCUGGAACGCAACACAACAUCGCUGUUUGAUUCUGUGAAGAUGAAUGCACACUUUCUCAUCCUGGUUUUUGCGCUGAAUCUAAAUGCUGUAACUGCAUUCAGCAAUGGAAUGGUGACUCAGGCAUGUACGGCUAUGAUUCCUGGACAUGCUAGUAAUACUGCCUCUGUGUUAAAACCUCCAUAUACAAUCACCACAGACGUCUCAAACUACACAGAGGGUCAGACGAUCACAGUGACACUGCAAGCAAAUCAGACUGGAUUCAGGGGCUUUCUUCUUCAGGCCAGGGGUGAGGCUGGUCCAGUAGGAACUUUUACAGUCGUGGGAAACGAUUCUCAAUUACUCAACUGUACAACAGAGGGCUCAGCUGUCAGUCAUAAUUCAAAUGUAACCAAGACAACUAUUGUGGCUCAAUGGAAAGCUCCUACAAUUAAUAACACAAAUAUUCGAUUCAGGGCAACAUUUGUGCAGAAUUUCUCUCUCUUCUGGGUUGGUGUUGAAAGUGAUCCUGUUAGAUUCGUGGGCACAAAUCUGACAACAACCGCCCCACCACCUCGUACCACAACGGGUGGAUCUAGUCCAGCAGCGUCUCUCACUAUGUGUCUUCUUCUUUUACCUCUGCUGGCAAUUAUGUAAAAACUGGACAAACAAUUUUAAAAAAAUCAAAUCACUGGAUUUAAUAGGCUUUUAGUUUCAUAUUCAGUCAUGUUAUCUAUUUGUUGUUGAAGCACAAUGGGACUAAAAACACUUGGUUCCACAAUAUGUGACCCUGGACGACAAAACCAGGCUUAAGUUGCUGGGGUUUAUUUGUAGCAAUAGCCAAAAAUACAUUGUGUGGGUCAAAAUUAUUGAUUUUUAUUUUAUGCCAAAAAUCAUUAGGAAAUUAAGUAAAGAUCAUGUUCCUUGAAUAUAUUUUGUAAAUUUCCUACUGCAAAUAUAUAAAAACGUAAUUUUUGAUUAGUAAUAUGCAUUGUUAAGAACUUUAUUUGCACACCUUUAAAGGCGGUUUUCUCAAUAUUUAGAUUUUUUUGCACCCUCAGAUUCCAGAUAUUCAAAUAGGGUUUUUUUUCAUGAUGUAUUAAUCUCAGUUUUGAAAAAUUGACCCUUAUGACUGGUUUUGUGGUCCAGGGUCACAUAUAUAAAAAUAAUUUAAUAAUAUAGUGAUUUUAUAUUAUAAUAUAUAAAUAAUAUUUCCUUUGACAGAACAACACAACUGGUCUCACUGUACCCUACUGUGAUAUAUACUGUAUAUUAGCUUGUAUGCAAUUAAUGGAUUUGUAUGAAAUGAAAUGCAUGAAAAUACUGUCUGAAUGUUUACAGUAUGUGUGAAUAAAAAACACAACCCACAUCUCGAAA